GAGUCACGGCGGAAGCCCGCGCGCGGCUGCCCGUGUCCAGAGUCCGGGAUGUGGACGGUUUCCUACAUUUUCCCAAACGGAGACAAAUACGAAGGAGAGUGUUGCCGUACCUCAGAUGGUGUGGUGAUGAGAAAAGGCACCGGCACACAGAUCUCAUCCUCUGGGGCAGUAUAUAUCGGAGAGUGGAACAACGACAUGAUGAGCGGUACGGGAACGCUCACACACCCUUCAGGGGCAGUGUACAAAGGUCAGUUCCAGGACAACAGGUACCAUGGCAACGGAACCUACUUCUUCCCCGAUGGAACCAAAUACUGUGGGACUUUCAACAACAACAGAUGCGAGAGUGAGGGGGACUUCACUGACUCAGAAGGACGUGUGUGGACUGGAACCUUCCAUCGAAAAGCAGCACCAGCUCUCAAACUCAAACUCAUAUAACACACACACACACACACAUGAACAAGCACCAAUACACAUGCACGCAUGCCACACACACCCCAGACACACAGACUCUAGUUUGUGUGUGUAUAAUAGAUGUUCGUAUGUAAUAUAUAGCUACAGUCCUGUCUUAACAGAACACUCACUGUCUCCGUCAGAAAUAUUAAGGUCACAUAGCAUUCAGCUAUGACAGAUUAAGUUAGCCCGAAAUACUCUGUAGAAUAUGUUACAUUAUAAACAUAAUGACCGGCUUCCGAUAAAUGGAGGAGCAGUUGCCUGUUCAUUCAGAGAAUACUGACUGGCCACGACCAGUGAAGCCUUUAGACCUUAGGUAAAACGUUUCAUUUUGAGGUGAAGCAUGUUUUAUCCACUGGGUUCUUCCUAGAGAGAGCGCGUGGAUCCACCCUGGCCUUGGAGGCACGACCCAGACCCAACACCGAUCAACUAUAUGGUUGCUGUAACACAUUGCAGAGAUUGUUCUGUAGUCCUUGAAUGUAAUGACCCAGCAGUAAGAGGACAUGACACAUGACCCAGCAGUAAUGACCCAGCAGUAAGAGGACAAACUGAGGUGACCACUAACCUUUUGAGAAACUAAAAUUCUGUUGGGCCUCUAAACAACUUUUUUUUUCUGUGGUCCUGAAACACAUGCACAGAGCUCAUGACUCUGCAUAAGAUCAGGAGUUGUGGAAGAUAUGAGAUCAGAUAAGGAACAUUUCCCGUCCUGGGGAGAAGAUCCCUCUUCAAGCGCACAGCUGCUUUCUAGAGGAACUUCAUACCAUCUGUGACUUUGCUGGUGUCUGAGUGUCUGCACUGGCUUUGAAAGGACCCGUUUUGUUACAUAAAUUAAUUAUACAACCUCUGUGUAAUUCGUUACACAUGAGUGUUUUAAAGGCCAGCCAUUCUGAUGACAAGUGACAGUGUGUGUAUCUUAAUCAACUUAGUGGCUACAUUUAUUUUCGUGUGUGUGUGUCUUUUCUUUUUGGCUAUACAGUCUGGCUGCAAGUCUGUUCAGUAAAUUGUGAGAUGGCA
Molecule: messenger RNA, 1464 nt
Organism: Electrophorus electricus (electric eel)
Lineage: Eukaryota; Metazoa; Chordata; Actinopteri; Gymnotiformes; Gymnotidae
Gene: morn2
Product: MORN repeat containing 2
Source: RefSeq, a predicted model, not a curated record